Messenger RNA from Ooceraea biroi (clonal raider ant), 2857 nucleotides. Its product is annotated as odorant receptor Or2. The record is from RefSeq and is a predicted model, not a curated record. Gene Ontology annotation, molecular function: olfactory receptor activity; odorant binding. Gene Ontology annotation, cellular component: plasma membrane. NCBI's taxonomy places the organism in Eukaryota, Metazoa, Arthropoda, Insecta, Hymenoptera, Formicidae. Gene Ontology annotation, biological process: detection of chemical stimulus involved in sensory perception of smell; sensory perception of smell.
UCUUUUACACAUGCGGUUCACGUACGGCAUCGCCACGCGUGGCAAAUACAAAUCUUGCGGAUGAUUACCGCAAUUUUCACAGUGUUGUACGUGAUAUGCUCGUUUUUCCGUGAAGCCGACCAUCAUCAUAAUUAAUGAAUGAACACCAUCCAGUAUAUGGCAUAAAUUGUAACAAGUGCCGCGGUCUUAAAAUUAAAAACAAGCAUGUAAUCAAAACAUUCACGAUCGACAAUACGAGGAGAAGAAGAAUGCGAAACUCGAGAGUGCGAGCAAUCGAAUUGAUCCUUUUUCCUCCAAGAUCUCGUAAAGGAUCCUGGCUGCUUUGCAUCCGCAAUCCCAAUGACGCAAAACGGACCAGAUUCGUGGGAAGUUUCAUACUUAAAUAUAUUUUUCCUUGUGAUAUUUUUAAACCUCGAGCAGGAAAAUACUUAAGAUGCAUCCUGCAUCGAUACGGAUUCUCGUUCUGAAUCGGAUCGAGCGAUAGUGAACAGUCGUAAAAUUCAUCUUGCUCCCUCGUACGAGCCGAGGGGAGCUCGUAAGCGGGCCACUUAACAACUAAAUAAAAUCGUACACCAAAACAUUAUCCUGUCGAACGGGCUCAUUAGAGCAUCAUCGCGACUUUGCUCUCGCGAGUCCUUUUUCCUCCGUUUAACUCUGCUGCUAUAAUAUAAUGUAAUUACUUCGUCGCGGGAACGUAUCCUUAUACUCCUCUUUUUACAGCCGAGAAUAAUGUAAGAGCGGCACGCAUCCGAUUUCUUCACUUUGAACAUCUCGAUUUUGAACGCAUCUUAUUUAUGCUGCAAGUUAUACAUUAUUAUUAUUAUUACCAUUAUUUAUAUUCACUCCUUUUUAUUCAUUAUCUAGAUUAACACUGCACUGCUAAUAAACAAUCGUCACUGUUAUUCUUUCGCCAUCGUCCUCGCUCUGCGCUCCAAUUAUCCCGAUGAAAACGGUCUCACAGCUCAGAGGAUUCGUUAAUAAUGCAUAUAUAAUCGAAGUGUUCAACAAACGGCAAUUAUCUACGACGGCGGAACUUCGUAGCAACGCAAAAAAAGUCCGACAAACUGCACAUUUUCUGCACGCGCGCCUCUGAAACUUUCAACGGCCCAGCUCGUCUGCUCGUGCCGUCGCAGUUCGUAAUAAACGUAAGAAAUUUCUCAUGUGCACGGGACACGGCUUUCCAUGUACGAUCGGUCUUCGGCGACGAAAUAGGAGGAAAAAAAAGGGAAACGACGAAGGUAAACGUUUCGCCGGUGUCGGUGAACUCCGAAUGCUCGUUUCGCGCGCUCUUCGCCAUCGUAAUUUAUUCAUCGACCCCUUUCGUCGGAUGGGCACGUCGACGAGACGAUUAUAGUGCAUAUACUCAUUCUGACCGCUGCAAUAUUUAUGACGGUGCAGCGUACCCUCGCAAGUUUUGCGAGAAUUUCGCCGACAUGCGUGAUAAAAUGAUAUCUCGAAGGUGGGGACAAUAUCGUUGACGAAGGAAGACAGUACCCCUUUGACGAAUGGCAUGGAUCGUUCAAACGACUACAAUGAUCUAGAAUGGGCAAUUGGUCUGAAUCGCCGCAUGCUGAAAUUCGUCGGUUUGUGGCCGCAGAACAGCGAGAAGGCACGCGAGAAACUAUCGUCGAAAUUUCAACUGCUGUUCAAUGCGAUCACGCUGGUCUUCGUACUGACAAUACCGGCCAUAAUGUCACUGAUACGGGUAUGGGGCGACAUGAUGCUGAUGAUAGAUAAUUUGCAGUUCACUCUCUGUCUGUUGAUCACGAUAUUGAAAGUUGCAAUCAUGUGGAGUAACAGAGCAGCUUUGUCACCGUUGAUCGACAUGAUCGCGAGGGACUGGAUGAGGGCGAAGAUGAAGGAGGAGCGAGACGUAAUGCUGAAACGUGCCAAGACCACUCGCAUACUCGCUAUAUGCGGUGGCGUCCUGAUACUCCUGACGCUGGUGUUCGGCCUCGGCUUCUCGUCUCUUGGUAUGAGUCUGAGGCUCGUGACAAAUCUCACGGAUCCCGGUAGACCCUUGCCAAUUCAGACGUACUACCUGCACGACGUAACCAGGAGCCCGCAAUUCGAGCUGACAUUUCUGGCACAAGGGAUUGCGCUCACUAUAUCCGGUAUAUCUUACACCGGGGUCGACAACUUCCUCGGACUGCUGAUGCUGCACAUAUGCGGCCAGAUGGAGAACCUGCACCUGCGAGUACGGAACUUGAGGAGAGAUCCGGACUUUAAAGCGACAUUGAAGUACAACGUCAGAGAUCACAUCCGCCUGAUCAGAUCCAUUGAAAUAAUUGAUGAUACAUUUAAUUUAAUGCUGCUCGGCCUGACAUUUUUAUUUGGCAUACUAUUCUGUCUUCAUGGAUUUCUAAUAAUUAAUGUUUUGAAAGAAGGAGGCCAAUUAUCAGUUAUGCAAUUUGUUAAUUUCGUUGCUGCUAGUGUGACCGUUUUAACGCACAUGUGUCUAUACUGUGCAGUCGGCGAACUUCUCGUGUCACAAUGUGAAAAAGUUCACCACGCUACGUACGAAUACAUGUGGUACACUUUGGAGCCAAAGAAAGCGAAAAACUUAACACUAAUGAUGCUGCGUGCGAACAAACCACUCCACGUUACGGCGGGAAAGACGUUUCCGAUGACGAUGGCCACGUUUUGCAACAUACUAAAAACGUCGGCGGGCUACGUAUCCGUAUUACUUGCCAAUCGAAAUUAACGAUGGUGCAAUUAGAGUAAGUUAGUAGUCAAUUUUAGCACGACACCAUCAUAUUCAUGGAGGAGUGAGUUGGAAGUGUUUUAUAUGAGCAUAUAAAUGUGUUAUAUGCGAAAAUGUAUGUAACAUAUUAAAAAUACAUUAUUUCCUUUAUCA